AAGGGGGGGCCCGCGGCCGCCUUAUAUCCCACAGGGCAGCAGCUGUGGGAAAUCAGUGCCGGCCGACUCGCUGGGAGCCCCGGGUGCUGCAGAGCCUGUGGUGUUCCCCGGGCACGGCAUCAGCCUCUGCCUCUUCCCGCUGCUCCCGGCACCAUGAGGACAGCGCUGCUGCUUGCCUGCCUGCUGGCCAUGGCCUCCGCCUUCUCGGUGAAGAGUUGGCUGCGGCGAGUGGGGGCAGACGACUCGGAGGAAAACGCGGUGUUCAAGAACCGGCGCCGGUACUACCUGUACCGCUACGCCUACCUGCCGCAACAACGCUACCAGGGCAGCGACUCCUCGGAGGAAGAGGGGGAUGGCUCGGAGGAAGAGGAGGAGGGGGAAGGUGGGGUACCAUCCCACCCAGGAACCCAGGUGGCAGGCGAGGGGGUGGCCCCUGGGGACGGCGGGCUGGGGGGGGACGCCGCAUACCCCCAAAAAGGCUGUAAGGGGGCCCUGAAGGGCAAGGGUGGGGAUGAAGACAGCGAUGAGGAGGAAGAGGAGGAGGAGGAGGAGGAAGAGGUAGAGGAGCAGGAGAGCAGCGUCAAUGGGACGAGCACCAACACCACGGCAGGGACGGAGGGGCCCCAUGGCAAUGGCACUGCGGCAGCCGAGGAGGAGGAGGAGGAGGAGGAGGAAGAUGAGGAGGAGGAAGAGGAAGAGGAGGAAGAGGAAGAACCUGAAGCAACCACUGUGGCUGCCACCACCGGGCUGGUCGAGGCGACCACGGCGGGCGACGGGGAGCACACCGAGGCCACCACGGCCGGGGAGCAGUGGGAGUACGUGGUGACGGCCGGGGGCCGCGGGGACGAGGGCCCCACCGAGGGCAGCUACGGGGAUCACGAGGGUUACGCACGUGGGGACAGCUACCGGGCGUAUGAGGAUGAGUACGGCUACUACAAGGGGCACGGCUACGACAUCUACGGCCAGGAUUACUACUAUAGCCAGUGAGCGCAGGAGCGCUCGGGAUCGCGCAGCAGCCGCCUCCCAUUUUCUGUGUAUCUCGCCAACCCAAAUGCAAUAAAGCAACUGAACGGA
Cygnus atratus (black swan) is the source of this 1074-nucleotide messenger RNA. It is a transcript of the gene IBSP, whose product is annotated as integrin binding sialoprotein. Bases 154 to 987 code for a protein of 277 amino acids. The transcript is spliced from 7 exons. Gene Ontology annotation, biological process: extracellular matrix organization; cell adhesion; ossification. NCBI's taxonomy places the organism in Eukaryota, Metazoa, Chordata, Aves, Anseriformes, Anatidae. The record is from RefSeq and is a predicted model, not a curated record. Gene Ontology annotation, cellular component: extracellular region.